GUUAAUGGCAUUGAAGCGUAUGGGAAUUGUUGACAACUACGAGAAAAUUCGAGAGUACACAGUAGCUGUUGUUGGGGUCGGGGGAGUAGGGAGUGUGACUGCUGAAAUGUUGACAAGAUGUGGUAUUGGAAAGUUGCUGCUGUUUGAUUAUGAUAAAGUAGAGCUGGCCAACAUGAACCGUUUAUUUUAUCAGCCCCAUCAAGCUGGACUGAGCAAGGUAGAAGCUGCUGAAAAAACUUUGAAAGAAAUCAACCCUGAUGUAGAAUUUGAAAUUUACAAUUACAACAUUACCACAAUGGAGAAUUUCAAUCAUUUUGUUGAUAGAAUCACGAAAGGUGGUUUAAAGGAAGGUGAACAUGUAGAUUUAGUACUGAGCUGUGUGGACAACUUCGAGGCUAGAAUGGCCAUCAAUACAGCUUGUAACGAAGUAGGUCAGACAUGGAUUGAAUCGGGUGUCAGUGAAAACGCUGUGUCAGGUCAUAUACAGGUUGUUAUACCAGGAGAAACAGCUUGUUUCGCUUGUGCUCCUCCACUGGUUGUAGCCACAAAAACAGAUGAGAAGACAUUGAAAAGAGAAGGUGUUUGUGCAGCUAGCCUUCCCACCACCAUGGCAGUUGUUGCGGGAUUUCUUGUGCAGAAUACUCUAAAAUAUCUACUAGGUUUUGGAGAUGUAACACACUAUCUGGGUUAUAACGCAUUACAAGAUUUCUUCCCCACCAUGUCAAUGAAACCAAAUGAACAAUGUGAUGAUAGACACUGUCAGAGACAACAGGCUGAAUAUAAGAAAAGAGAAGCAGCCAAACCAAAACCUGUGAUAGAAGAAACAAAGGAAGAAGAAGUUGUACAUGAAGACAAUCCUUUUGAAAUAGAGCUUGUGUCAGAAACCACAUUAGAAGAGGCGCAGGCAUCAGAGGGGUCUCAACCUCAGCUGGCUGAGGGGUUAAAGGUUGCAUACACAGUACCCGCACCGGAACAGGGGGACCAAGCAAAUACUACAGUUGAGACAGAGGGACAAAGUUUAGAAGAUCUUAUGAAUCAGAUGAAAUCAUUAUGAUACUAGACAACUAUUAGUAUUUGGUUCAUUUUUAUCACACAGUCCUGUUGCAUGGAAUCUCGUGAAUUUAUGAGAAUUCAUUAUAAUUUUCAAGUUUGCCAUAUUAUAGGGAUAACAAAUGUUUUCCUUUCAUGUUAAUUUGAUGUUAGAACAGGAAACAAACAUGCUUUAAUGCUAUUCCAGCAGGAAACAUGUAAUAAGCUAUGUCAAAUAAAUGUAAUAUUGACAUGUAAGACAUGUUUUUUAUGCAUUGCAGGGCCUAGUAUGUAUAUGUUUCAACAUGGACUUGGCAAAUAAGAAAAAGUGUAAACGCAUAUAACUCUCCUGUUAAUUAAAAGCACCCCUUGAAAACAGCAGUCUUAUGCUAGAAUGAUUAUUUAUAAAUUUAUUUAUUUAUUUAAUGAUACAAAGACUUAGAUAGAUAGAUUGCGUCAUUUAAAAAUGACAAAUUUAAUUAAAUAUUUGGCAUAUACCUACAGUAUUGGAAUUCUAAUAGAUUUUGUAAUAGAACAUGUUUCAUUGAACUUUGCCUGCAUGGAAGGCAAAACGUUCAUACCUUUCAUUUGGUACUUCCUUUUCAGUGAAUUAUUGAAAUAGCAGAAUGAAGUACUUGUAUAUCAAAUAUGAGCCGCGCCAUGAGAAAACCAAGAUAGUGGCUUUGUGACCAACAUGGAUCCAGACCAGCCUGCGCAUCCGCGCAGUCUGAUCAGGAUCCAUGCUGAUCGCUUUCAAAACCUAUUGCAAUUAGAGAACCUGUUAGCGAACAGCAUGGAUCCUUACCAGACUGCGCGGAUGUGCAGGCUGGUCUGGAUCCAAGCUGGUCGCAAACCCACUAUGUUGGUUUUCUCAUGGCGCGGCUCAUUUCAAUCUUACACUGAAACAGACAAAUAACCUGACAGUGUAUUUAUAAACUCUGCAUUUGAAGAUACAGAUUAACUUCAUUUUCAGAAUUGUAUCAUUUAAGACUUCAAGAAUUUAAGAUUGUCUGCAAAAGCUUGAAUACACAAUGUAUUUUCUGUUUACAUGUAUUUUUUUUUUUUUGCUUUAAAUGUCUGAGGAUAACUCCUUUGAUUACACAGAAGAUUCUGCACAUACUCUUAAUAAGUUGAGUGAAUGUAGAAAGGAAGACAAAAAUAUUCCUUAAAGUAAUGCUGAAUUAUGGCAUUUAACAGCAGUAGAUACUGGGAUAAAACGGCAGUGAAUUACGGCAUUUAACAGCAGUAGAUACUGGGAUAAAACGGCAGUGAAUUACGGCAUUUAACAGCAGUAGAUACUGGGAUAAAACGGCAGUGAAUUAUGGCAUUUAACAGUAGUAGAUACUGGGAUUCAACAGCAGUGAGUUACUGCAUUUAACAGCAAUAUUUCCUUGGAAUGGAAAUAUAUAUAUACAAAACUUUAUUGUUAAAGAGUCUGGAACGGUUUUGUGAAGUAUUAUUUACUUGCAGUUAAAGUUGCAGCUAAAGUCCUUAUUCAGUGCUUUGUGUGGAUGUACAAUUAUUUUAAGGAAAACGCUUUUGUAUGUAGUAUGACUGGGAAUUAUAAUUGUGUUUAGUUUCAAUUCUGUGUUUAAUAUUAUAUAUUAUUAUUAUUAUGUCAAAUCAAAGUAUUUCUGUUGAUAUGUAUUAUUUAUUUUUUGUUUACUUGAUAAAAUCAAUAAAAUGGUGCAAGAUUA
This is a messenger RNA of Mercenaria mercenaria, 2726 nucleotides long. Its product is annotated as ubiquitin-like modifier-activating enzyme 5. The transcript is spliced from 11 exons. Gene Ontology annotation, molecular function: UFM1 activating enzyme activity. Gene Ontology annotation, biological process: protein ufmylation. Gene Ontology annotation, cellular component: cytoplasm; cytosol. The coding region runs from base 5 to 1054 and encodes 349 amino acids. Lineage: Eukaryota; Metazoa; Mollusca; Bivalvia; Venerida; Veneridae. The record is from RefSeq and is a predicted model, not a curated record.